AUGGAUCAGAAAAUCAACAUGAUGAAGAUGAUCAUCCCGGGAUCCACUUUAUACAUCACUUCACUAUGGCUGAUCAAGUCCAGCAUGGUGAUCUUUUACAAGCGUUUGGCAGAUCGGACGCGCUAUCAGAUUGUGUAUAACAUCACCCUGGGUACAUUAGCUGCUACUUGGCUAGUAUUGUUUUUCGAUAUUGUUUUCAAGUGCUAUCCACCACGGCGCCAGUGGGAAGGACUUUCAAAUCCUGAAUUUAUCUGCCUUCCUAUAUCACAAGUUAUGCCCAAGAAACAGAAGUGGGGAGUAAUCUCUGUCUUCCUUCUUGGUGUUUUUGUAGUCAUCACCAGCAUAAUACGAGCAAUUUAUUCCCACCUCGGCGAACAAAUGAUCACUUGUACCGUGUCCAUGGUCGAGACUGCCAUUGCCAUCAUCGCGUCAUGUCUUCCUGUUCUACGUACCCUAGUAUUCGGCUCGCAUUCUCGGACAGGGACCUAUAGUAGUCGCCGCGGCUACGAGCUCUCACAUGCUGGUGUGCACACUGGUGCACAGGACAGCAAGCAACAUACAUCUGUCUCCGUCUCGCGGAGUCAGGUCGAUCGUGGCGCAGACGAUAUCUCAUUCAAUGAUUCUGAGGAUGGUUUGGUCAAGGACAGGACCUUGGUCCCCAGACCUGGGAUCGCCGUCACGCAUGAGUAUUUUGUGCGAGAGGAUUCUGGGACUUUCCGAGGUUAG
This is a messenger RNA of Penicillium brevicompactum, 726 nucleotides long. RefSeq lists its product as uncharacterized. The record is from RefSeq and is a predicted model, not a curated record. The transcript is spliced from 5 exons. Lineage: Eukaryota; Fungi; Ascomycota; Eurotiomycetes; Eurotiales; Aspergillaceae. Bases 1 to 726 code for a protein of 241 amino acids.